GGGGCAAAUUAGUGCCUUUUCUGCUAUAUUUUUAUAUUUAUUGUUGUACCUUUAUUAAAUUAAAAAUUUUAGCUGAGAAAAUCAUGCCAAAAAUAAAUGAAUGAGAAAUCCCCAUGACCCAUUUCACCGGAAAUCUGUGGUCACCGGACCCAUUUUGUCUCGUCGUCUGGUUGGCAUGGCCGUACAGUGGAUUCUGGUGUGCCAUGGCCUCGUGACGCUGCUGGUGGUGAUCUCUUUCCUCUGCGGCCAAUGGCCUAUCUUUCAGGGCACUAUCAUUCAACGCAUCCACUACUUCCUUACCGUCGGAGCCUAUGACUAUUUCCUGCGAUUUAUAGGCGUUAUUUUUGGCACAAAAGGUACUAAUGCGAUUCUUUCGGUUGAAUAUUACUGCUGUGAUCGACCAAACCCUAUCUUGCAGGUUAUAUACAUUUCAAUUAUUGGAGUAAUGUAUUACCUCAUUUCAAAGUCAUGCUUUGGCUAUAUUCCUGGUUAUUAUUUAAGUGAAAUUCAUAGGUACACAAGCUUGUUGGCAGUUAGUGUGGGUGUUCUACUUUUUCUUUUGACUAGCUUUUCUGAUCCAGGAACUGUGAGGGCUGACAAUGUUUCCCAUUAUCUCUCUGCAUAUCCAUAUGAUAAUGUCAUAUAUUCGGAGAAAGAAUGUUCAACAUGCAAGAUUCCAAAACCUGCUAGGUCCAAGCAUUGCAGCAUAUGUGAUCGUUGUGUCGCCCGUUUUGAUCAUCAUUGUGGAUGGAUGAAUAAUUGCAUAGGGGAGAGAAACACCCGCUACUUCAUGGCUUUUCUCCUUUGGCAUUUCCUUCUUUGCAUCUAUGGAGCAGUUGCCAUUGCAUUGGUUCUUUCUGGUCAACUGAAAGAAUUGAAAGUAAUAUAUAUUCUGACAGUUUAUUAUGGAAUUGAAAAUUCAAUUUAUAGUUUAGCUCCACAUGUUGUGCAGUGGUUGUUGGGCUCAUAUAACACUCAAAUACUUCUCAUGGUAUUUCUUGCCAUAGUUGCUCUGCUGCUGUUUGGUUUCUUCGGUUACCAUGCCAAACUCUGCCUCAAAAACACAACCACAAAUGAGACCUUCAAGUGGCAGGAGUAUGUGAGCUGGCAGAGGAAGCUUAAUGAAGCGAAGGCAAGUGCUGCAGCACUCAAGGCAAGUAUCAGUGGACUGAGCUCUGAAGGAAAACCUCCAGAGAGCAAAUGGAAAGCAUUCUUUCGAAGAUCCCCUCUGGAGGAUGUGGAUGCUGUUGUCCAAGAAAAUAUUUAUGAUAAUGGUUUCAUUCACAACCUUCAUGAAGUCAUCUUUCCCCUCUCAACAAGAUCAUCAUUUUUACAAGCCAAAUCAAAGAGAGGCUGAGAAUUUUGUCAAUGACCCCUUGUUUGUGCUUGUCGGGGAUCACUUCCAAGUGAUUGAUGGGGGCGGUAGCCUGAUCCUAGCAUCUGUUUCUUCGGUGGCUGGCUAGAACUUAAAAUGAGUAAAUGAUGUGAAAUCAGAAGUCUUGUAUCUAAUAGUCAUGUACUCUUUAGCUGAACUUAUUGAAGGAACAGCAUUGGAUUUUUUCUUGAACCGAAACAGGAUUAGAUUGUCUUUUUCAUUAUGUUUAAUUGAGAAUAAGUAUCCAAUAA
Malania oleifera is the source of this 1626-nucleotide messenger RNA. Its product is annotated as probable protein S-acyltransferase 17. Lineage: Eukaryota; Viridiplantae; Streptophyta; Magnoliopsida; Santalales; Ximeniaceae. Gene Ontology annotation, biological process: protein targeting to membrane; peptidyl-L-cysteine S-palmitoylation. The record is from RefSeq and is a predicted model, not a curated record. Gene Ontology annotation, cellular component: endoplasmic reticulum; Golgi apparatus. The transcript is spliced from 10 exons. Bases 101 to 1357 code for a protein of 418 amino acids. Gene Ontology annotation, molecular function: protein-cysteine S-palmitoyltransferase activity.